Molecule: messenger RNA, 964 nt
Organism: Topomyia yanbarensis
Lineage: Eukaryota; Metazoa; Arthropoda; Insecta; Diptera; Culicidae
Exons: 2
Coding region: 137-670 (177 amino acids)
Source: RefSeq, a predicted model, not a curated record
UUAUAUCCUGUCACGCGGAAGUGGCGCAUCGGUUAAACUUAGUGAUCAGCCGCAAAAUACCAAAAAGCGACCAAAGUCGGCGUCUAAGGUGCAGGUGGAAACCACCAGAAGUAAUGUGCUUUUAGGCACAUUGCAAAUGAUAACAGAGAACAACCUCUCGAUUCGAUUCCCGGAAUGGGAAGGUGUUCAGUUGCUAUUGGGUCCUUUGUGGAAUGCAUGCGAUUUAAAAUUUUCAAGGAACGCACUUCCAACCCUCAUUCACCGUGCUGCUGACAUUAUGCGGCAAACAAUGGCCGGUAAGUUUUACCAAACGCCAAUUUGCCUUAAAGUAGAUGCAGCAACCCGGCAUUCGAAGUCGAUUUUUGGCAUAAACUUGACUUUUACGGAUGACGACGGCAUUGUACAGAUAAUGCAUUUAGCUGCUCACGAAAUGCCUGAAAGACAGACGCAAGAGAAUCUACAACGAGUAAUUAUGGAUGAGAUCAAGGUUUUUGGGAUUGAAUAUUCGCAAAUUGUGGCUAUCACCAGCGACAAUGGUCAAAAUAUAUUGGCCGCAGUUCGAUACAUGAAACUGUUGGGAGAUACCCUAGAGGGCUCCCUCGGUAGCAUUCUUCGCAAAGAAUAUUCACUUGUUGCGAACUCUUGUGAUUCGGAGAUUUUUUUUUUAUGAUUAUGGAGAAUAUCGAAACACCGGAACUGACUGAAACCUUUGUUAGAGAUGAGGAAGACAUUUUAGAAUGCGAAUUACAGAUGGUACCUGAAAAUGACGACUUCGUUGAAGAUUUAUCUCGAACCGAAUACGACGAUGAACUGUUUGAAGAUGGCGAAGAUGAUAAGAUGAUUAACAUCGACAUCCUGGAAAGUGUAAGAUGUGGAGCCCAUACAGCUCAAUUGGCUGUAUGGGACGUCUUGCGAGAGUACAAAACUCGCCUCUCGAACAUCAACAAAAAAUGCCUCAGAAUGC